AGAGGACAUGAAUUAUUAGUAAUGUCUGCUUAGUAAAAAACAAAAAGAUGUUUGUAAAGUCUGGAUCCAAAAAAUAACUCAAGACAGUCUCAUCAACUUUUUAUGCGAAACUAAAAACAUUCGAGGCCGCUUUGAACUGUUGCAGUUCAUUUUGAUUCUGAUUUAAGCAACAGUCAAAAAAAAGACGUGGUUUACGUGGAGGGAAAAAAAGGAAGGACCAAACCUUUGAAAAAAUGUGGAAGAAGAAGUAGAUUACACAUGAGUGUCUUGGUCUAAAAGACGCAUCCAGCAGUCUCCAGUCAGCUUGUAAAAAUGGCCAGGUUUAUGCGUAGAGAGGAAUCUGGGAUUACCAGGGACUAUGUGAAUCUACCUGAGCCAACGAGUGAUGCCCAACAGCCUGAUGGAGGUACUGCUGCAGUGUCUGGGAGAAAACUCUUCAAGCUGGUUGCUGUGAGCUUCGGACUCCUUUGUAUCCUACAAGCUGCUCUCAACAUCUCCCUGCGUCUUGCUUUCUCCUUAGAAGCGGGACACACACGUCUCACUGAGGAGAAAAACGGGCUGAGGAGAGAACUGCUUCCCUUUGAUCGCUACUUCCAAGAAGGCUGGGUAUAUUUACGUCCCAGUUUCUAUUACAUUUCUUCUUCCAAGAAGAAAUCCUGGCAAGAGAGCAGGAACGACUGUCUGCAACGAGGUGCCGACCUGGUGGUCAUCAACAGCAAAAAUGAGCAGGAUUUCACAAGAAAGUUUAAGUUGCAGUACACAUGGAUCGGACUGAUAACUGGAGAAACCAAUGACACUUGGGUAUGGGUGGACGACACUCCACUGAAAAAAAGCUACUGGGGUGAUGGGGAGCCAAACGAUUUCCAAGGCACAAUGUCAAGAAAUGAAAAAUGUGUAGAAAUAAGGUUCCAUGAAGUAGAGAACAGCUGGAAUGAUAGAAAUUGUGAGGAUCAAAACUACUGGAUCUGUGAAAAGAUGAUAGCUUUAUAACUCCCUUAUGUUUAAUCAACAUUCCUAUGAUGUGACCAUUGUCAACCAAUCAUGUCUUCUUGUUUCAACCUAAUUCCGUAUGUCUAAAAAAGACCCUCUUAGCCAGUUCACAAUGUUGUUUAAUGGUGGUGCUGUAUUUUACUGAAUCAUAAGUUAAGCAAUGCAUGGAAGUCUAUGUGGAGUCAAUAACAAUUGAGCUUGAUGUAUGUUGGACACAAACUAUCCAAUAAUAAAUGAAUU
This is a messenger RNA of Pungitius pungitius (ninespine stickleback), 1230 nucleotides long. RefSeq names its product CD209 antigen-like protein A. Gene Ontology annotation, molecular function: fucose binding; D-mannose binding. Gene Ontology annotation, biological process: biological process involved in interspecies interaction between organisms. Gene Ontology annotation, cellular component: external side of plasma membrane. The coding region runs from base 313 to 990 and encodes 225 amino acids. NCBI's taxonomy places the organism in Eukaryota, Metazoa, Chordata, Actinopteri, Perciformes, Gasterosteidae. The record is from RefSeq and is a predicted model, not a curated record. The transcript has 6 exons.